AUGAGCGAAGAAGAAAUAAAGAAAUGGAGAUCCAUCCAAGGAGCAUACAAGGGACACUGCACCCAAGACUUCAAAAGAGCGAAAAAACUAAUAACUUCGGAGACUCCAGAUCAAGCAGACUUGGAGGCGCUGGUAGACAGGCUCACGCGAAGAGCCGAAGAAAUAGCACGCAUGGAUGCCAAAAUCGUGAUGUCCUUGGAGACAGAAGAGGACAUACAACUAGACACAGAAACGGCGCUGUCGUUCCAAGACGACAUAUCAUACUGGCAAUUCAAAAUCGGACGACUCCUUAAGAGCAAACAAGACACGCCG
Messenger RNA from Pocillopora meandrina, 312 nucleotides. NCBI's taxonomy places the organism in Eukaryota, Metazoa, Cnidaria, Anthozoa, Scleractinia, Pocilloporidae. The record is from the annotation of a GenBank genome assembly.